AUGAAUCUCGUAUCAAAACCAUCGGAAAAUCAAUUCAAUUCUCGCGGUCAAGAUGUUCUUCCACUAGACAACAACUAUCCAUCGUUCAAACUAUUUCCUACACGUAGUGACUCAGUUGAUAACAGUAAUAAUCGUGCGUCACCGCUGAAUAACCCCGCGGGCACAACGCCAAAGAAUCCCAGUCCGAUCGAGCCCAAUGAACACGAAUUUCAACCAAUAGCUGUAUCGCCAUUUCGUUUGUUUGGAACAUCAACUACGACAGUAUCAGCAACAAAUCAGAACUCGCCCAAACCGUCGACAACAAGUUCGCUGAAGAAGUUCUCUUCGACGACCGAUAAGCCGAGAAGAAAACGAACGCCGAAAAUCGAUGAUAACAAUGACAUACAAAAAGUCAAACGACGUAAAAGUGAAAUGAAUAUGCAACAUAAACAAUUAACCUUAAUGGAAUUACAGACCCCAAUUACAACUGAGAAGAAAAGCAAUUUAAAUCCAGAAACAUUCGCGACAAAAAAUCCGUCAAAUUAUCGCGAGAUUGGCUUCUCGCCAGUUUCCUCCGCUCAAAGUGAUUCAGGUUCAAAUUCGAAUCAUACAUCUGAAUCAUCCACUAAUCCUGUAGGAAAUUCAAAACUAAUACAAACUGAUAUCAGUGGAGCAAUAAAUUCAACAUCAAAUGAACUUGAAGUCAAGAACAGUCAAAUACAAACAUUAACAAGAGAACGUGAUGAUCUACGACGACAACUAUCGGAAGUAAAGAAAGAUCUGGAUAAACAAACAAACAUAUUGCAAAAAUGCCUUGCUGUGAACAAAAAAUUACUCGUCGAGAAGUCGACACUCGAACGUAAACAAGCCCGACAAAAAUGUAUGGAAAAUCGCUUACGACUUGGACAAUUCGUCACUCAGCGCCAAGGCGCGACAUUUGUUGAAAACUGGACUGAUGGAACAGCGUUCACCGAUAUUACAAAACAACAAGAAAUGCUUCAACGUGCUCGCGAAGAUCUCGAUCGUGAACGUCGUAAUCUUCUGCGUCGUCGGCCAAACUGUGAAGCGAAAGAAAAAGUGACCAAAACCGCAUACACACGAGCAAAAAGCAAGGAUCGCGGCAGUUCAUUUGCUGUUCAAGAUGAAAGUAGCAAUGAUGGAAUAAAAUCGAGCACUGAUAUAAACCGAGUUAUGACAGUUAGUGACUGGUACGAAUCAGAUGAAAUUAUACGUUUACGACAGGCGUCAUUGAAAAAAGAAGAAGUUGAUCUCCAGAUUGAAUACGAAAAGUUGGAACGCGAAAGGAAUUUACAUAUUCGUGAAUUAAAGCGAAUCUAUAAUGAAGAUCAUUCCAGAUUUCAAGAUCAUCCAAUACUUAACAAUCGAUAUUUACUUCUAACUUUGAUUGGCAAAGGCGGUUUCAGCGAAGUGCAUAAGGCCUUCUGUUUGAAAGAACAACGUUAUGUAGCCGUUAAAGUCCAUCAAUUAAAUAAAGAAUGGAAGGAAGAAAAGAAGGCAAACUAUAUCAAACAUGCCCUACGUGAAUGUGACAUUCUCAAAACAUUAGAUCAUCCUCGUAUUGUUCGUCUCUACGAUGUCUUCGAAAUCGAUACUGAUUCAUUUUGUACUGUGUUGGAAUAUAUCGAAGGAAAUGACAUCGACUUUUUCCUAAAACAACAUAAAAUUAUUCCAGAGAAAGAAGCACGUUCUGUUGUCAUGCAAACAGUCAGCGCAUUACGUUAUUUAAACAAUGGUAUCAAACCACCUGUGAUUCACUUCGAUCUUAAACCAGCAAACAUCCUGCUGGGCUCUGGUACCAAUAGUGGUGAAAUCAAAAUCACUGAUUUCGGUUUAAGUAAACAAAUGUGUGAAGAUACCUAUGAUCCCGAACAUGGCAUGGAUUUGACAUCUCAAGGAGCAGGAACUUAUUGGUAUUUGCCACCUGAAGUAUUCGUUCAAGGGCCCAACCCACCAAAAAUAUCAUCGAAAGUAGACGUUUGGAGUUUAGGUUGUAUAUUUUUUCAAUGUCUAUACGGCCGAAAGCCGUACGGACACAACCAAUCUCAAGCUGCUAUCCUCGAAAAUCAAACCAUCUUAAAAGCAAAAGAGGUGGAAUUUCCAGCCAAACCAAUCAUAUCAGAUGGCGCUAAGACAUUCAUUAAGCGUUGUCUAGCCUAUAAUGUUCGAGAUCGACCUGAUGUGAAUCAGUUAGCUGAUGAUGAAUAUUUACGUUCGUAUCCGAAACGUACAACAACUAAUGCAUCUGCUCGAACAGCACAAUUAACAAUGAAUGAUGGUUCGAAUUAA
This is a messenger RNA of Adineta ricciae, 2286 nucleotides long. NCBI's taxonomy places the organism in Eukaryota, Metazoa, Rotifera, Eurotatoria, Adinetida, Adinetidae. The record is from the annotation of a GenBank genome assembly.